This is a messenger RNA of Stereum hirsutum FP-91666 SS1, 375 nucleotides long. RefSeq names its product ribosomal protein L29. Gene Ontology annotation, biological process: maturation of LSU-rRNA from tricistronic rRNA transcript (SSU-rRNA, 5.8S rRNA, LSU-rRNA); translation. The record is from RefSeq and is a predicted model, not a curated record. Bases 1 to 375 code for a protein of 124 amino acids. NCBI's taxonomy places the organism in Eukaryota, Fungi, Basidiomycota, Agaricomycetes, Russulales, Stereaceae. Gene Ontology annotation, molecular function: mRNA binding; structural constituent of ribosome. The transcript has 4 exons. Gene Ontology annotation, cellular component: ribosome; cytosolic large ribosomal subunit.
AUGCCCGGAAAAGUCAAGGCCUACGAACUCCAGUCCAAGUCGAAGAAUGACUUGACAAAACAGCUCGCGGAGCAGAAGACCGAGCUCCUCAACCUCCGGGUGCAAAAGAUUGCAGGUGGAUCUGCGUCGAAGUUGACUAAGAUCUCCACCGUCCGCAAGUCGAUUGCCCGCGUCCUUACCGUUAUCAACGCUAAGCAACGCCAAAACCUCCGCGAGUUCUACAAGAACAAGAAGUACCUCCCCCUUGACCUCCGGACGAAGAAGACUCGUGCUAUCAGGCGGCGAUUGACUGCUAACGAGAAGUCGAAGAUCACUGUUAAGCAGCACAAGAAGAACAUCCACUUCCCUCUCAGGAAGUUCGCCGUCAAGGCAUGA